Molecule: messenger RNA, 1761 nt
Organism: Ixodes scapularis (black-legged tick)
Lineage: Eukaryota; Metazoa; Arthropoda; Arachnida; Ixodida; Ixodidae
Gene: Pi4KIIalpha
Product: phosphatidylinositol 4-kinase type 2-alpha
Exons: 8
Coding region: 312-1637 (441 amino acids)
Biological process (GO): phosphatidylinositol phosphate biosynthetic process; endosome organization; Golgi organization
Cellular component (GO): lysosomal membrane; plasma membrane; trans-Golgi network
Molecular function (GO): 1-phosphatidylinositol 4-kinase activity
Source: RefSeq, a predicted model, not a curated record
GUGGUUUCCCCAGUGGCACGGUGCCCAGUGGGUUUCCUUCACUGAUCUCCACUAGUUUCCUUCCCCAAGAUAUGCCCAAGAUCUAGGUGAAUUGUAGUCAAAUCCAUAGUCGUUAAAUGUUUAAGUGUCCAGGAACCAGGCCAAUCCAGACUGACAAGCGAUCGCGUAUCACGUGAUGUUGACGCCACUGCCAGAGCCUCCCACUGCGUGACUGUUCGGUGCUGCUGUUCGGUUGAUAUUUCCUGCGACAAAUCUAUGGUGGAAGCGACGAGUCCUGUGCGUCUCGUUUCUUUUCCUUUUUUUUUAAUUCAAUGACCGGCGAGCAGGGAAAAUUACGACCCAUCAACGCUGGUGAUGAGCCGGGUCUCUACCAGGACAGCGACGAGCAGAACCUGCCUGACGUGACAUUUUCGGUCGGCUUACUAGCGAGCAACAACACAUCGCGAGAGAGCCAGCCUCUUCUUCGUCGAAUGGAGCCCGACCUGGGGACCACGUCAGAGACAUUCCCAGAUGACCCGCUGUUCGCAUCCGUGGUUCGCGAGGCUUUCAUCGCCAUCGAGGCGGCGAUCUACCCUGAGCGCAUCUACCAGGGUUCCAGCGGAAGCUACUUUGUCAAGAACAGUGAGGGGAAGAAAAUUGCAGUAUACAAACCCAAAGAUGAGGAACCGUACGGGCGACUAAAUCCCAAGUGGACAAAGUGGAUGCACAAGUUAUGCUGCCCUUGCUGCUUUGGCCGGAGUUGCCUGGUGCCCAACCAAGGCUAUCUUUCCGAAGCAGGGGCGUCGCUAGUUGACCAAAAGCUGCAGCUCAACAUUGUCCCAAAGACAAAGGUUGUGAAGCUAGUGAGCGAGACCUUCAAUUACUCUGCGCUGGACCGUGCCAAGGCCAGGACCAAAAAGAAUGUGACGGAACGGUUCCCCAAAGUGGGGCGGCACUUUAAUCGCAUCGGCCUCCCGCACAAGGUGGGCUCGUUCCAGUUGUACGUCGAGGGCUACCAGGACGCCGACUUCUGGCUGCGCAAGUUUGAAUCCGAGCCUCUCCCUCCAGAACUGCAGCGCAUGUUCCAGCUGCAGUUUGAGCGGCUCGUGGUGCUCGACUACAUCAUCCGCAACACAGAUCGGGGGAACGACAACUGGCUGAUCCGCUGCAGCAGGCCGGACAAGGAGCCGCAGACCUGGGCCCACCGGCAGCCUGAGACCCGCAUCGCAGCCAUCGACAACGGCCUGGCUUUCCCGUUCAAGCACCCGGACUCCUGGAGGGCCUACCCGUACCACUGGGCCUGGCUGCCCAUGGCCAAGGUGCCCUUCUCGGCCGAGACGAGGGACCUGGUGCUGCCCCAGCUGUCGGACAUGAACUUCGUCCAGGAGAUGUGCGACGAACUGCACGUUCUGUUCAAGAGGGACCCGGGCUUCGACGGCAACCUGUUUGAGAAGCAGAUGUCGGUCAUGCGGGGACAGAUCCUGAACCUGAACCAGGCCCUGAAGGACGGCAAGUCGCCUGUGCAGCUGGUGCAGCUGCCAGCCGUCAUUGUGGAGCGCAGCAGUCGCCGCCCGGGUGCCAGGGACCGCAUCCGCUCCCUUAAUGAUAACUUCAUCCAGAGCUUCCAGAAUAAGGCCCCUUUCUUCUCCUGGUGCUGAUAACUCUAUUUAAAUCGCUAGGUUCUUUCUGCUUCAGUUCUGUUUGGCUUUGGUGUAUUUUAACGCGUGUUGGCAACUGCUGCCUACUAGUCAGUUCCAAUAAAGUCCCUCCGAGUGCGGUGAA